This is a messenger RNA of Colletotrichum spaethianum, 609 nucleotides long. RefSeq lists its product as uncharacterized. Gene Ontology annotation, cellular component: nucleus. The record is from RefSeq and is a predicted model, not a curated record. Lineage: Eukaryota; Fungi; Ascomycota; Sordariomycetes; Glomerellales; Glomerellaceae. The transcript is spliced from 3 exons. The coding region runs from base 1 to 609 and encodes 202 amino acids.
AUGUCGCGAUUCGUGUCGGCGGGCGCGAUCAACGCCGAGACGGGCGAGGCUGUUGCCGCCGAGGAGGCCAAGAAGGGGGACGACGCGACCGCGGCGGCCGCGUUCGAGGAGGCCAACAAGAUCAGGAACCAGUUCCGCGCGCUCGACGACGACGAGAUUGACUUCCUUGACGAUGUGCGCGAGUCCAAGCGCGCCGAGGAGGAGCGGGUGAGGCGGGAGACGGAGGAGGGGCUCGCGGCGUUCCGCAGGGCGCAGAACCAGAAGAGGCCCGUCGACGACGACGGCGACGGUGCCGCCGCGGCCGGAGGGGCGGGGACGCUGCAGCGGGAGCGCGCGGGGGACGGCGCGGGCGCCGAGGAGGAGUGGACUGUCGGGCCGAGGAAGCGGAGGAAGAGGGAGAGGGGGUUCGGGGUGAAGCGGGAGAAGUCUGGGGAGGGGGCGCCGGGCGAGGGUGCGAAGAAGACUGAGGAGAAGGGGGUGGAGAAGGCUGCGGCGGCUACGACGCGCCAGGGGGGCGAGCAGGAGGAGGCCGCGAAGGGCAGCCCGCCUGCGCCGGUGAAGGGGAAGUUGAGUCUCGUGGCGUAUGGUUCGGACUCGGACGAUGAUUGA